AUGGACGCAUAUCUUGACAAUUGCCUAUCGAUCAACGAAAAUGACGAUGGGUACAAAGAGAAGACGAGAAUAGCGGAAGUCGCGGCUGCCACAUUGUGCAGACUGAAUAGCAUAAUGAGGCAAAUGAAGGACUGGCGUGACGAUCGCGUAAAGCUGAGAUCUAACAUUUGGCGACUAAAGCUGGCUCUGCGAGUCGCUGGUAAAGAAACAACCGAUACCCUGCACGCUGACCCAUUGAUCGAACAUCAAAGAGGGGAAAUCAAACGGCUGGAGGCGGAUAAUCAGGCUCUGAAGAAGGAAAUUGCCGAUAUUAAAGCAGCCAUUGUCGACGCGGAUUAUAUUAGCGACGAAACCGCUUACAAAUCCGACGAAAAGUUUAGCGAAGUUAAACAGGAGUAUCUCAUGGAACGGGAAUAUUUAAACAACGAGAUUCUGUAUCUGAAAAGUAGAUUGAAAGAGGUCGAAGACGGACACGAACAUGAUACAGAAGUUGAACACUUGAAAUGUAAAUUAAAGCACUUCAUGAUGGUCGAUCACACGAUGGAAAUUAUAUUUACCGACAUAGUUAACAAAGUUGCCGAGACUAUUGCUAAUUUGUCCGAGGAAUUGGUAAACACGAACGAGCACUUGAACAGAUCGAAAUUAAAAAAUAAUCGUCUGUAUGUAAAAGUUGACCGAUUGAAUGCAAUGCUGCGCUCCAGGAGCGGUAACAUCGUGGAUUACCAGAAAAGAAUUGUCGAAUUAAAUAAUCUGACAAAAUGUUUGAAAACGGAACUAGGUAAAUUGAAAACUAAUUUUGAACAUGAUUCUUGGUCUGCGGACUCUACUCCUGAAGGUAAUCUGGAUAACGUGGAACGAUUGACAAACGAUUUGAAGAACAAAUUAAAAAACGAUUAUGCAGCUCUGCUCGGAGCAGGUGAUUUGAAUUGUUGGAAAUAUUUUCAGACAAUUUUCGAACUACGCGUAAACUUGAAACAACUGCACGUUCAAUUGACCAAGUUGAAAGCUGAUUUUUCUUCUCGAUAUGAAAACUUGGUUGAGUCUUCUAAACAUAUGAAACAAUUGUCUGCUGUAGAAUCUACCUUGAAAGACAUUAACAUUGAGUUCGAUCGUUUGAAAGAUGAACAUGUAAGGAAGUAUUGUAGAAUCGGUGGUGCCGAUGGUAUACAAUAUUUAAGGAAAAUAGAAGAUCUUCAAACGAUCAUUGAACAGAUAAGAAGGACGAUCAACGAAUUGAAUCACCGUACGAAAUUCAAUUCGGACGAAGGAAAGGAAAUUGUGAAAUUGGACGACUUCGUUGGUCGAGUGUGUCAGGAAAUCAAACAGUUGGAAGUGAUUGUCAUAUCUAGCGAUCGUUCUGCUUUGCUGAAAAAGAUCGAGCAUCUAGAGGAGUCGAUUGUACGAUUAAAAGUCGAGUUGAGCGAAAAAGCCGAACGAGUAAAUACGUUAGCUACGGAGUUGUUCAACGUCGAGACGUUGACUGAAGAAAGAACGAAGGAAGCGACGGAUGCGAAAAGAAAAGUGGAUGUAUUAACGGAAGAAAAUAAAAUUUUAAAAACGAAAAUAAGAGAUAUGGAAGAAAAAGCAUUGGAACUUGAGCGUGAACACGAGGAUGUUAGGAAAGAGUUUGAACAACUGCAACAGGUGAAGCACGACACAAAUAUAACUAAAAAGAAAUUGCAAAACAUUCGGACUGAAAAGGAAAAGUUGUUGAAGGAAAAUGAGGAAUUGUGUGAUGCACUUGAGAAAAGAAAUGAAAAGAUUAAUGUUAUGGCUACUGAAAAACUCUCGGUGGAGAAAGCAUUAAAGACAAGGAUUACGGAUCUUACAAAGAAUUUUCAAACAGCUUCGAAGGAGAACGAAAGAUUGCAAAACAAAGUGAACGAACUUGAACAACUGAGGAGCAAACAACAUUCGCAAGAAAUGUCAGAGAACACCGAGAAUGAACUGCUGCGACUGAGAUCGAGCUUACAAGCAUCGAAAGAAGCUCGAGAUAUCGCGGGUCGUGAAAUCGCCGAACUAAAAGCUAGAUUGGACCAUUUUUCCAACGACAGGGCAAAGUUGGAAAUGGACGUUUGUCACUUAGAAUCGAAGAAAGAAAUACUUGUCUAUGAACUAGGCGUUGAAAAAGCAAUUGCCGAGGAAAGGCUUGUAGAACUGACGAAAUUAAAAUCAGACUAUAAUCGAUUGAACAACGAAAGAAUCGAUUUGAAGAAAGAAAAGGAACGAUUGAACGUAGAUUUGUCAAUUUUGGCAGCUACGAAGGAACAGUUGGAAAAGUCCGUGGAAAACGUUGAAAUCAGAUGCUCGAAACUUGAAGAUGAAACCGAUAAAUAUAGAUCAGAGUGCAGUGUUCUACGAGAGGAAGUAAAAAGCUUCAAGACCGGUAAAGAAAAUCUGGCUAUCAAGUUGGAAAAGGCUGAAGCAGAGCUGAACGAAGGCGAAUAUAAAAUAAGACGUUUGGAAUUCGAAAUUUCGAAGCUUCAGGACAAUUUGAACGACUUAAGUUUGAAGAAUAUCAGCCUUGAAGAUCGUGUGCAAGUGCUUCUGACGGAAAAGAAUGACCUCGUGACGCGUAUUAAUGAACUGGAUGGAAAGAACGUCGAGCUGAAAGAUCAGCUGAAUAAAGUUAAAACGGAGAACGAAUAUUCCUCCGUCGAAUUGAAUAAAUUGAGAGCGGAAUGUGACAGAGCGAAAUCGGAGAAUGCGUCCCUGCAGAAUAUGCUCGACGAGUCGAAUAGAAGCAACCAAGUGCUGAAGAAAAUGAGUGAGGAACUAAAACUAAAAUUGAACGAGGUCUACAGCGAGUGCAGGAUACUCGAAAAUCAGCUGAAAAUCUUGGAGAUCGGAAACACCGCGUUGAAAAGAGAAAAGGAAGCGUUGCAACACGAAUACAUGAACAGCCUACGAUUAAAUAUUCCUGAAAUCCAAAACGCAGAUUCCAAAGCGGAUAGCGAAAAGAUAUUGGAUGAAUGCGACGAGCAGGAUGUCGAUCGUUCAGGGAAGAAAAUUGUCAAUGAAACGAAGAAAAGUAAUAAAAAGUCUGACAAACGUACAAACGGUAAAAUGAAAUCGAAGGAGGAGUUGAAACGGGCAUUGGUAGAAAACGAAGCGUUGAAAUUUGAAAUAAUGAAUUUAAGGGAGCAGAAUUUCGAAGUCAAAAUGGAGAUGAGUCGCACGAAAGAUGAACUGCAAAGACAGAAAUCGAAAAGCAUGAAUGACAAUAAUGUAUCGAAUAAACUAGAAAUAGUGAAUCUUUAUUAUAAAGAGAUCAAUAGUUAUUCAGGGCAGCAAUUUGGUAAAAUGGACACAUUGGCACACAUCAAUCAGUCGGGUGUUUGUCCUUUCAUAGGAUCGACGAUUGAUCUACAAUCCGGAACUGAAAUCGAUAAAUUACUGGAAGUAAUAAACAAAUUGCAAAUCGAGAACGUUGCAUUGAAGAUGGAAGUAAACACUUUAAGAUGUAGCUUCGUCAUGAAUGUUACAGAGGACGAAAAGAGGUGGAACAAACUCCGAAAUACACGGGAAGAAAUUGGAGCACUGAAGGUAGAAUUGACGAAACUGAGAGACGAAAAGGAGUCUUUGCAGAAUCGGCUGGAUGCAGUUAGAACGAAAUUGGAUCAGGCGGAAUCUGAGAAGACCGCUUUGAAGAAUGAGCUUUAUGCCUUAAGGAAAACGAAUUCAGACUUUAUGCGUAAAGCAGAUGAAUUACAGUGCGAUUAUCAAAAGCUGAAGGGGAUACGCGAAGGACUUGACAGCUGCAUAAUGGAAUCGAUUAAAAAGAUUAAAAAAUAUACGACUUCAGGAAAUGUUGAAGAGAUAGACGAACAAUUGAAAGUUUUCUUGGAGUCAUAUAUUUUAAAUGGGAAAUUUAUACAAUUAAUUAAGGAAUGA
Molecule: messenger RNA, 3894 nt
Organism: Megachile rotundata (alfalfa leafcutting bee)
Lineage: Eukaryota; Metazoa; Arthropoda; Insecta; Hymenoptera; Megachilidae
Cellular component (GO): cytoskeleton
Source: RefSeq, a predicted model, not a curated record